ACUUUCCAACUCUUGGGACUUUUUCUAACGAAUGUUAUCUCCUGCUGUAUCCCCGCCCACUUCCCUUUCUCCACCUGAGGAUGAGUCGUUCCUCCAGUUGAUGAUGGUGAAGUGUUCUUGCACGUUCAGGGAAGAAACCAAGACGAAACCAAGACGUAGAGUCUUUAGAUUUUCUUGUUUUUUUAUAGUUCGCCAGUGAGCUACGGUGCCAUCUUUGAAGACGGAGGAGCCAUGAAGAAGCAUGGUCGUGUUUGUGGGAGUCGCUGCCUGGGGCCGAUGACUUUCCUUCAAGAAGUGAAAGGGCAGCGUGUGACCAUUUGCCAAGGAGGACAUCUUGCCUCGAGAGAUGCCUCGUACAACAUGCAUGGCCUAGUCUUCAUCAGCCGUCCAGUAAAAGUGAAGGAGAAAAUCUCUGUAUAUAUCGAAGGUGCAUCGUCGGACGGAGCACUCCACGUCGGCUUCACUAACCACCGUCCCAACGCCAACCUGAUCCCGCCAACUGCUUUACCACACUUGAUAGAGACCCCUGGGUACUGUGUGGUGCCCAUUCCUGCAGAAUUGUGCCAGCCUGGAGCAUACAUCACGUUUUGGUUGAACCAUGCAAAGUAUGCGCUGAUUCAGGGAACAGGUGGGAAGACGUAUUACAUGAAUGCAAAAAGACUAGUAAAACUAAACGAACCACUUUAUGUUUUCUUGGAUCUGUUUGGGAGCACCAGCGCAGUGCGCCUUCUGGGUUCGAGGAAAGGAGAUCGGACAUCAUGCCCUGAUCCAGGCAAGUCCAGCAGUGGUGAAACAAAAGUGGAAGAUCAGGGACUUAACAAAAACUUUCUCAGCUUCAGGAACAAUGUACAGUCAGACACUAGAAGACUUUCCAGAGAAGAACCACCAUCACAAACAAGUGUGGCUCCAUCUUGUUUUUCUCAACAAGUAUCUACACAAGAACCAGACCAAACCAAGCACAUGCAGACUACAACCAAGGAAGAUCUUAAAAAGAUCCCUCGGUCAUCAAUGGAAGAGAUGGAUGUCACGUCUUUGCUGAGAGAGUUCCAGAGAAAUCUCAGCCCAAGUGAGUUCCAUGUGGUUGUUUGUUGGAAAAGACUGCUCAAGAGUGCAAUUGAUGCUCUGUCCAACAGCAACUUCUCCUGGACUAAAACCCCUCACAUUGAGUUUGUUGACGAGGUGGCUUUCGACUGUGGAGGUCCAAGAAGGGAAUUUUUCAGACUCCUGAUGAUGGAGGUGCAAGGCAGUCUGGGCAUUUUUGAGGGCAACCCUGGACACUUGUUCUUCACUUAUGACCAGAGUGCUUUGCAGCAGUGUAAGUACGAGCAGGCGGGAAAACUUGUAGCUUGGUCCAUAAUUCAUGGUGGUCCAGGACUUAAGGCUCUAGACCCUUGUCUUUACCAGCUGAUGUGUGGUCAAGAGGUGCAAUUGAUGGAGUUUGACUGGCACCUCAUCCCAGAUACAGAUGUCCAAGGAAAAGUACAAAAAAUUUUGUCUUGUAGGACAUCUGCACACCUUCAUACCAUUCAAAAGGAAUUGGGAGACUGGAUCUGUGAGUGUGGUUUUCCAGGAAUUUAUGGACCAAAAAUUUCCAUCCAAGACAUUCCAGUAGUUUACUCCUACAUUGUGAGACACUACAUUUAUCUGAGGGUGUCUAAUAUGAUCAGUCAGUUCACUGCGGGUCUGAACGCGUAUGGAAGACUGUGGGACAUGGUGAAGGCAAACUGGAUCGAUUUCCUGCCUAUUUUUAUCAACAUGAAUGAGCCCAUAUCCAGAGCUUCAUUCAGAGCUCUCUUCCAGAUCAACUGGAAUACCGAAGGGACCAAGAAGAGACAGGAAGAAGAGGAGACCAUCUACUACUGGGAGCUGGUUCUGAAGAUGAUUGAGGAGAAGAAAACAGAACUACGUUUUGAAGAGCUGCUCACAUUCAUCACAGCAACAGAUGAGAUUCCAGCACUGGGAUUCCCCCAAAAACCCAGCAUCAACUUUUACAAGCCUGAGGGACGAGGCUGUCGGCUACCAUAUGCAUCCACAUGCAUGAUGGGACUGUUCCUACCUAGAGGGGUCAAAAGUCAAGCAGAACUCAACACGAUGCUGCUGAGAGCUGUCAGAGAUUCUGUGGGGUUUGGUAAAGCAUAGGACUGUGUUAUAUUUGGAGGGGAAGUCCACCCAAAAUGUAAUAUAUAUUUUUGAAUAAAUUAUUUGCUAAAGAAAACAGACCAUUCCAUACUCAGCUAUUCAGUAUAACUGUAUGACAUGGGAGAACAGGUUUUACUUUCAUUGAGCACUGUUUUAUCAUAUGGUUUGUUAACACUCUGUUUACUGAAGUUUGAAAAUAGCUAGGACACUUGGAGAAGUUGUGGUGUGAUGGGCAUGCACCAGCAUGACCGCUACAAUGAAGGCUAGCCAAAAGAAUUUUGGAAAGUGAAGGAGCAGAAAAACCACUUUGCACAGGAUUACAAGGUAAAAGCAAGAGGUCAUAUGAUUGCGAAUGUGUAAUGAUAAAGGAAAGCGCAGUUUUGGGGAAGUAGAAGACUCUUUUGAACACCCUUGUAUAAGCUUGCCUUUAUCAGGCUGGUUUAAUGUAGUCACACGGUUGUAAAAAGUCUCAACACUGAAAAAAUGAAAUGCUACUUGAAUUCUUUCUUGGAAUGACCUCUCUGAAUUGUUGACCUUGUGUUUUAUGCUUUAAAUGUAACAAUGUUGUAUUAUUUUGAAAACACUUUAUAAAUAACCUUUGUAAGAUAGCAUUUUUGUACAUUCU
Messenger RNA from Pygocentrus nattereri (red-bellied piranha), 2764 nucleotides. RefSeq names its product G2/M phase-specific E3 ubiquitin-protein ligase-like. The record is from RefSeq and is a predicted model, not a curated record. Bases 232 to 2139 code for a protein of 635 amino acids. NCBI's taxonomy places the organism in Eukaryota, Metazoa, Chordata, Actinopteri, Characiformes, Serrasalmidae. Gene Ontology annotation, molecular function: ubiquitin protein ligase activity. The transcript has 9 exons.